Molecule: messenger RNA, 1120 nt
Organism: Caenorhabditis angaria
Lineage: Eukaryota; Metazoa; Nematoda; Chromadorea; Rhabditida; Rhabditidae
Source: the annotation of a GenBank genome assembly
AUGAUGGAUCAAUUUUUGCAUGGACCAUUGGUGGGCGUACCACUAGGAUUAUGCAGUCAAGGAAUGUCAUUAGAGUUUGCAAUUGGAGUUGCACAAAUUUGUGAGGAAAUUCGACAACUUUAUGGAAUUGAAGAGAAUGUUCGAAUGCCCAACAAUGAGAAUUUACUGGAAUUUUUAUACGAUUUGAGUGCAUUUUUAUUCGAACUUGGUGAGUAUUUAUGUCAUAUGAUACGGUUUGCACGAAAUCAAUAAACAUUUUUUUACAGAAUGCCCUUACGAAGAAUUGUCAUGUGGUGAAAUUCUCACAAGAUUUCAAACUUCUGAAAAAUGCGAACAAUUAUUAAAAUUCCUUGUUGCUGAAUUGAAAGCUGCUCGACUUUUUGGUCUCAAAAAACUUAAAAAUCACACAUCGGUGCAAAAAGAUUUGGAGCUGACAGCAGAUAUUGAUGAAGCGAUGAAAGUUCUAAAAAUCCCGAAACAAUCUGGAUCAACCGAUGAAUGGCGAGUUUUAGAAGCUUUGACACAAAAGGUCGAUCAAAAAAUCAGUCAAUGUCAAAGGCAACCGCUAUUUUUGGCGUCUUUGGAUGAUAAAUCGUUAGCCGAAAUCGCAAAUCUGUGUCAAUCAUUCAGUCGAGAUUUCAAUAAUCGUCUUCUUUUGCUAACUCGCCGUCUCAAAGUAACAGUCGAAUCAUUUUUAUGGUGUGAUCGAGUUAGUAGUCGAAAAGAAGAAAUUCGAAAUAUUCUCACCGAAAGUUUGAAAAGUUUCGAAAAUGUCAAAUCAAAUUGCGAUAUUGCUCAUAUUCUGGCAGCGAGUACAAGUCUAACUUACAUUGCAAAAGCAUCAGAAAAACACACAAAAAGCAAAACUCAUCCGCUUUCACUUGGCGAAGCGCCAAAAGAUCGAGGAGGUCGGACAAAUGAAAUGAUGGGUGUAAAAAAUGAAACAUUUCGAAGUCAACAAAAUCAAGGGGCUGGAAAUCGUGGUGGACAACGUGGAGGUGGACGUGGGAAUAAUCGAGGAGGAAAUCGUGGAGGUGGAAGAAAUGCAAGUGGAAAUCCACACCAAAGUCAAGAACAGGCAGUUCUUCAACAAUACACCAAAAAUCACAAUAGGCAAUAA